AUGGCUACUAGUGUUGCUAAGAAGCGGAAGUACAUCGAUGGAUACAUUAACUACGGAUUUACAUCAAUCCUCGCUGAUGGCAUUGAGAAACCUCAGUGUGUGCUGUGCUUCAAAGUGCUGGGGAACGAUUCUAUGAGGCCACAGUAUGCGGAGAGAGACACCGAUUUCUACAGGCGCCAUGAACGGAGUUUGGGAAAACAGAAACUGGACGAGAGUGGUGCUUUCCAACAACAGACCGUAAGUAUAGUUGAGGCAUCAUACGAGGUUUCCCUCGAAAUAGCAAAGCGAAAGAAGCCCCAUACAAUUGGUGAAACUUUAAUUAAGCCAUGUGCUGCAAAAAUGGUCAAACGGUUCUUGGAGAGGCAAGUGAACGUAAAAUUCAACAAAUUUCCUUGUCAAACGAUACAGUGA
Homarus americanus (American lobster) is the source of this 411-nucleotide messenger RNA. Its product is annotated as zinc finger BED domain-containing protein 5-like. Lineage: Eukaryota; Metazoa; Arthropoda; Malacostraca; Decapoda; Nephropidae. The coding region runs from base 1 to 411 and encodes 136 amino acids. The transcript has a single exon. The record is from RefSeq and is a predicted model, not a curated record.